AUGUCGGUCCCCUACCUACUCAACAGUGCCAAAGGCCAUAUCCCCGCGUCAGAGAAGAUACCGGUGAUUGCCAGGCCUUUCGUGAGCGAACGGGCUAAGAAGACGUUAGAUCUGGUCGAGAAAUUCGUCGAGGAAGAAUGUAUUCCCGCCGACGCCGUCUUCAGACAACAGAUCGGCGAAGGCACCGUCAACCGCUUCGACUCGCAUCCCAGAGUCAUUGAGGAUCUGAAAGUCAAGGCCAGGAAGCUGGGCCUGUGGAACAUGUUCCUGCCCAAGAACCAUUUCAAGGAGGGCGCCGGCUUCAGUAACCUCGAGUACGGCCUGAUGGCCGAGUAUCUGGGAAAGAGCUUCACCGCCAGCGAGGCCACCAACUGUGCCGCGCCGGACACGGGCAACAUGGAGGUCUUUGCCAAGUACGGCACCGAAGAGCAGAAGAAGAAGUGGCUGGUGCCGUUGUUGAACGGCGAGAUCCGGUCGGCUUUCCUCAUGACCGAGCCGCAAGUCGCCAGCAGUGAUGCCACCAAUAUCGAGCUGGACAUUAAAAAGGAUGGAGACUACUAUGUUCUGAACGGACAGAAAUGGUGGUCCAGCGGCGCCGGGGACAGACGCUGCAAGAUCUACAUUGCCCUGGGCAAGACGGACCCAACCAACCCGAACGUCUACAAACAACAGUCCGUCGUGCUCGUACCCGCCGACACGCCCGGCAUCACCAUCAAGCGAAUGCUGUCUGUCAUUGGAUUUGACGACGCCCCUCACGGACACGGUCACGUCAUCUUCGACAAUGUCAGAGUCCACAAGAGCAACUUAAUUCUAGGCGAAGGCCGUGGGUUCGAGGUGAUCCAAGGCCGGCUGGGUCCAGGCAGGAUCCACCACGCCAUGAGAUCCGUAGGCGCGGCCGAGAAAGCCCUGGAGUUGUUCCUGGCACGGAUCAACGAUCCCGCGAAGAAACCGUUCGGCAAGCAGCUCUACGAGCACGGAAUCAUGCUGGAGCGCGUGGCCAAAUCGCGCAUCGAAAUCGACUCGGCCCGUCUGUCCGUGCUGAACGCCGCCAUUAAGAUCGACCAGUCCAACGCCAAAGACGCCCUGAAGGAGAUCGCCGAGGUCAAGAUCCAAGUCCCCAAUAUGCUGCUGGACGUGCUCGACCGGGCCAUCCAGGCUUACGGCGGUGCCGGGGUGUCUCAGGACACGCCGCUGGCGAACAUGUGGGCCAGCGGUCGAACUAUGAGGAUUGUUGACGGGCCAGAUGAAGUCCAUAUGCUGCAACUCGGUCGGAAUGAGAACAAGCGUGGGCCGGCGUUGUUGAAACGGAUCCAGGCGCAGAAAGAGAAAACUCGAGAGCUGCUCCGGCACUAUGGUCUGGAGGAGAGGGAUCCCUUGCAGCUGAACCGCGUGAGCGGAGGGCAGUCCAAGUUGUAA
This is a messenger RNA of Capronia coronata CBS 617.96, 1416 nucleotides long. RefSeq names its product acyl-CoA dehydrogenase. The record is from RefSeq and is a predicted model, not a curated record. The coding region runs from base 1 to 1416 and encodes 471 amino acids. NCBI's taxonomy places the organism in Eukaryota, Fungi, Ascomycota, Eurotiomycetes, Chaetothyriales, Herpotrichiellaceae. Gene Ontology annotation, molecular function: flavin adenine dinucleotide binding; oxidoreductase activity, acting on the CH-CH group of donors. The transcript has 4 exons.